Messenger RNA from Rana temporaria (common frog), 362 nucleotides. RefSeq names its product mitoregulin (gene MTLN). NCBI's taxonomy places the organism in Eukaryota, Metazoa, Chordata, Amphibia, Anura, Ranidae. Gene Ontology annotation, cellular component: mitochondrial inner membrane. The transcript has a single exon. Bases 127 to 297 code for a protein of 56 amino acids. Gene Ontology annotation, biological process: positive regulation of mitochondrial membrane potential. The record is from RefSeq and is a predicted model, not a curated record.
UCCACGCUGCAGCCAGACACCCCUUGCUUCUCUCAACUAGGCAGCUUUGGCGUAACAACUGCGACCUCGACCUUGGAGAGCAACUCCUACGUGUUGUGUGUCAAAUUUGGAAGCGGCAAGCCAGCUAUGGCAGAAGUGUCAGAGCGCGGCUUAUACUCGGCCCUCUUUCUCAGCUUCGCGGCCGGAGUGCUGAUAGGCUGGCAGGCGAACAGGCAGCGCAGGAAGUACCUUGACUGGAAGAAGAAGAGACUACAUGACAAGUUGGUGGAGACACAGAAGAAGCUGGAUCUGUCCUGAGCCUUCAGUAGUACUGCUCUGUUCUGCUCCGCUCCAUGGAUCCCUGCUAUAUGUCAGUACAGGUC